Molecule: messenger RNA, 1450 nt
Organism: Phalaenopsis equestris
Lineage: Eukaryota; Viridiplantae; Streptophyta; Magnoliopsida; Asparagales; Orchidaceae
Product: cytoplasmic 60S subunit biogenesis factor REI1 homolog 1-like
Exons: 5
Coding region: 108-1358 (416 amino acids)
Biological process (GO): ribosomal large subunit biogenesis
Cellular component (GO): preribosome, large subunit precursor
Molecular function (GO): zinc ion binding; nucleic acid binding
Source: RefSeq, a predicted model, not a curated record
CUCAUUGUCCCCUCUGCUCCACAUAAACAGAUUCAUUCUGCGGACAUCUUCGCCAUAGUGUUUUCUUCGUUUUCUAAUCAAGAUUAAGUGAGAUUGAAGGGAAAGUGAUGGGAGGGCUGACGUGCAACGCCUGCAAUAGGGAGUUUGAAGACGAUGCGGAGCAGAAGCUCCAUUACCGUUCAGAAUGGCAUCGAUACAAUCUUAAGAGAAAGGUAGCUGGAGUUCCUGGGGUUACAGAAUCUUUGUUUCAAGCUAGACAAUUAGCUUUAGCUGAAGAACAUGAAAAGACGAGCGAAGCACCUAUGUUAUACUGUUGUGCCCUUUGUGGGAAGGAGUAUAGGAGCUCCAAAGCUCACUCUCAACAUCUCAAAUCAAGAAUGCAUACAAUGAAAGCUUCUCAAGAGUCAACACAGAUGGCUAGCAUUACUAUAAUUAAGCCUCUUACGGAUCGUUUACCAACCAAGUCGGCUUCCAUUAGUAAAAUUCCAACACUAGGAGAAGGGAACGAUGAAGAAAAUGAUGAGAGUGAGGACUCUGAAUGGGAGGAGGUUGAUCCAAAUGAAGCUAUGGAGGAGGCAUCUGAAUCUUUAACGCGUCUUCACGUCAAUGGAAUUACUUCAAGCUCUGGUUUUGUCAAGAGUGAGGCGAUGGAUGAAGAUGAGGAGUUGGAUGUCUCGUGUUGUUUUAUUUGUGAUCGUAAACAUGAUGGUAUCGAAAGAUGUAUGGUUCACAUGCACAAAGAGCAUGGCUUCUUUAUUCCUGAUGUUGAGUAUUUGAAUGAUCCCACGGGACUUUUGACAUAUGUUGGCCUUAAGGUCAAAAGGGAUUUCACAUGCUUGUAUUGCAAUGAAAGAUGCCAGCCUUUUCAGAGCUUGGAGGCAGUAAGAAAACACAUGAUUGCAAAAGGGCACUGCAAACUUCGCUACGGUGAUGGGGGGGAUGACGAGGAUGGAGAUCUGGAAGACUUUUAUGACUAUAGCAGCAGUUACACGGACAAGGAUGGGAAGCAACUAGUGGCGCUGGGCGGCGACUCAUCACGAAGUGUUGAGCUUGGAAGUGGAGGGGCUGAGUUAAUUAUAACACAAAAGACCGAAAAUGGGACGACGGUUCGCAUUUUUGGUUCGAGAGAGUUUCUUCGUUACUAUCGCCAGAAACCUCGUCCGUCUCGUGACAGCAACAUUGAACUCGCUAUCUCAUUAGCUUCCAGGUAUCGAAGCAUGGGCUUGGCGACAAACCCAAACUCAGUGAGGAUGAAGAUUCUGAAGGAGAUGAACCGCAGCGGCGUUGAUGCGAUGCGCACAAAAAUUGGAAUGAAGAGCAAUGUGAUCAGGAAUCUUCCCAAGAAUGUCCCUUAUUAGUUUUUUAUUUUUUAUUUUAUUUUAUUUUUGCAUAUAUUACCAUUUCCCACCUCUAUGUGGGUAUAAAGGUAAACUUUUUAUUUAAAUAAGAU